UCUACCGAUUUUUGUUUUGUCUGAAAACAUUUGGGCAAAUGUUUGUUGUUAAGGUUGUUUACAGUAUUUUUUUUUAACAAAAGAUUAAUUGAUUUUAUGUAGGUAAAAUAUAUCUGUUGCUGAAAUAUAACGGUUGGAAUUUUUAGAAUGACCGUUGGAAUAUUAACAACGCAAACAAAAUUGAACUGACUUGAAAUUGUCAUCACUGCAUUGUGGCCUUAAGCCCGGUGACACCGACAUUGGCUUGGUAUCCGAGAACUAGACCACCUGCGGGGGAAGUAUGGCAGACACUAACAAAUCCGAUGUCCCAGCUCUGCAAAGCGACACGGUCACCGACGAUCUCCCUAUAUCAAUUACAGAUGAACCAGGUCUACAAGGCGACAUGAUCAACGAUGACGUCCCUCUAUCAGUUCCAGAUGAAUCUCCACCGCCAUACGCGUUAGAAUCCGAUGACACUUCACUCUCUUUGAAGUAUAGUUCUACCGUAAGGCCCGAGUUUACAGAGGAUCCUAUGGAGGUUCACUGUUUCAUGUGUCUGGAAACCAUAACAACUGUUACAGAAUACCACUAUAGCAAGUACACGUGGAUGACAAUGGCGGCGCUCUUUCUCUUGGGUUGCUGGCCUUGUAUCCCAAUUCCGCUCUGCGUGAAGUCUUUAAUGGAUGUUGCUCAUUACUGCCCAAUCUGUAGAACUUUUCUUGGUAUCUACUAUCGAUUCUGAUCACUGAACACAGGACAAGGGGAAACAACUCUUAGUCUGCCGAACUUUUCUUGGUAUCUACCAUCCAUUCUGAUCCCUGGAGACAAGAUAAGGGGAAACAACUCUUAGUCUGCCGAACGUGUCUUGGUGUCUGCUAUCUUCGAUCAGUUCUGAUUACAUGACACAGAAGUAGGGGAAACAACUCUGGUGACUCCAUUCCACGGAUGCCGUGUUAUGUAAUUCAAAGGUGUUACCCAGAAUAUAUAUUAAAACCAAAAAUCAUUGUCUAAAAACCAUUCAUUUUAAAACAACAAAGUUAAAAGAAGCUAAAUUUUGUCUAUAUAAAACGUAAACUUUUUUUUAGGAGCAUCAGGGAAGCGGUAAAAUCAGACAGCAAUGUUUACAUAAGCAAUAAGCGUUGUUUUCAAACAAUAAUAUAUAAUGUGUACCUCAGUGUGUACUUGUUCUAUAUGGGUUUUUAAGAAACACAUCCCCCCCCCCCCCCCCCAGGAGCUCCAAAAUGGGAUAGCGAUAUAUUACUGCUGCUGUUUUUUAUGACUUAGAGAAGGAUUGAAGUGUGCUAUUAUGUAAUGUUUUGAAUGUUAUCAUUGUGCAACGUUUUCAGAAUAAUAUGAUUUUUGUGUCUAUGUUGUAUCUAAUGUAACGGUAAAGGACUGAUAUAGCACAUGACAUUGGCCAGUAAUAAUUAUUUGUCAAUUGAAGCUAAGCGUGAUAUAAGAAGGCGAUGAAGACACAACUCUGCGAGUCUUUAAAUGAAGUCUUGCGACAGUUGAAGGUGGAUUUCUGUUUAAAAUGAUGCUAUUUACAAUACUAGAACUAAUUCCACGUUAGUCAGUUUACCCAAACUGCCCGCGACAGUGCCAGGUAAUACACGAACUGAUUUAGCUGAAUUAUCCUGAUUCAUAUUUAGGCUACAUUUGGUUAGAAAUUGCUACAUUUUUCUAUUAAACAACAACAACAACAACAACAACAACAACAACAACAACAACAACAACAACAACAACAACAUAUAUAUAUAUAUAUAUAUAUAUAUAUAUAACGUUUACCUGACGUAGUUUUGGUCAUCCAUGAUUUUGCAAAUUCACCAAAAUGCAUUUUUCAUAAUUCUAAAAACGCACGUUCGUCUGAGAAGUAAUGGUUAUUGAGACAAGCUCUAGUUACUUUUAGACGGUAUUUUCCUGUUUAAACAUCACAAACUUUAGAUAUUAUUAUCCAAAUGUGUGUUGCAGGUUUGUAGAUUAACUGGACUUAGUGCCAAUUUUCAUUCACUUAAACUAGGGUAUGCGCCUUUAAGAGCCGAACUUGAUUUUAGUCGCUUCUUAAAAUGGAGCCCAGGUAAUUUAAUACUACAAUGUCAAUGAUGGUUUUAUUAUUUUGUCAGUGACAACAGACCAUCAGCUUUAUUUGCUUACUGUGACACGCCGUUCUUCGAUAUAUCAUAUUAGAUGCAGCCAUUGUUAAAUCUAGGUCACGCAAACAUUUAUUAACUUGCCAUGAGUUGUCAGUUUGCAGGCCGCUUUCUCAAGACUUAGUGUUCUCUGUAAUGAUGUAAUUUUAUUACAAAACAUCGUGGAAGGCAGUUGAAUAUAUUAUAUAAUGUACAUACCGAAAAACUGCAUUUGUGUGUUUUAAAUUUUUUGGAUUAAGAACGAUAACACAUAUAUAACUUGUAUACAUAAUUAUAAUAAAAUAGGAGGUGAAACUUAUUUAAUUUUUAUUUCUUUUAAUUUUUUCAUGACCUUUUGUUAAUGAAUCUCUAAAUAUAAUUUUUUAAAAUAGCAAAUAACAGCACAUGUAGAUGAUAAUCUGAAACUUUUAUCUGUUGUCUUUAGUUGUUUCCAAAUUCUUUCUCAAUGUAUUUAUUUUAUUUAUUUACAUUUAUUUACAUUAUUUAUUUGUUAACUCCUACCAUCUAAUUAAAUAUUUAUGUUUGGUGAUACAUAUAAAAUAUUUAUGUUAUGAUUAUUUGGUGCUCCAGAAUUAUACAUUCAAAUAUGUUUAUAUAUAUUUUUUGUUGUGAACAACAGUAAAUCGUUUUUUCUGA
This is a messenger RNA of Gigantopelta aegis, 2765 nucleotides long. RefSeq names its product lipopolysaccharide-induced tumor necrosis factor-alpha factor homolog. Gene Ontology annotation, molecular function: zinc ion binding. Bases 281 to 721 code for a protein of 146 amino acids. NCBI's taxonomy places the organism in Eukaryota, Metazoa, Mollusca, Gastropoda, Neomphalida, Peltospiridae. The record is from RefSeq and is a predicted model, not a curated record. The transcript is spliced from 4 exons.